AUGGAUGAAGUUCGAAAACUGGACAAGAGAAGUCCACUUUAUCAAGUGGACCUUAAACUUACGUCGGAUGAUGACCAACAACUUCGUCAAUUAACCCAUCGUGUAAGAGAAGAGGUCGAUGGCAGCGGCUGGUACCGAAUGGGUAAAUUACUCUUGAAAAUAGGUCAAUCCGGUAAAGCUGAAGAAUUGUAUCUCGCGCUACUAGAACAGACAACCAACGACACUGCUACAGCACGUAUCUAUAAUAUGCUUGGAGAGGUGAAAUACGAACAAGGACAAUACAAAGAAGCAGGAUCAUUCUACAAAACAGCUCUUGAAACGUAUCGAAAAACUCUACCGAAAGAUGAUUCAACGUUGGCUGAAAUUUACCAAAAUAUUGGUGCAGCGCAUUGUUCCAUGGGUAACUAUCCGAAAGCACUUGAAUUUUACGAAAAAUCACUUAAAAUAAGAGAAAAAGUUCUGUCUCCGAAUGAUCCCAAUUUGGCUAGUUCCUACAACGACAUCGGUCUCGUGUAUAACAACAUGGGUGACUACUCGAAAGCACUUGAAUUUUACGAAAAAUCUCAUAAAAUUCUCGAAAAAGCUCUGCCUUCGAAUCAUCCCAAUUUGGCUAGUUCCUACGCUUGCAUCGGUGUAGUGUAUAAAAACAUGGGUGACUACUCGAAAACACUUGAAUUUUACGAAAAAGAUCUCGAAAUCAAGAAAAAAGCUCUGCUUCCGAAUCAUCCCGAUUUGGCUAGUUCCUACAACAACAUCGGUGGAGUGUAUAACAACAUGGGUGACUACUGGAAAGCACUUGAAUUUUACGAAAAAUCACAUAAAAUCUUCGAAAAAGCUCUGCUUCCGAAUCAUCCCAAUUUGGCUACUUCCUACAACAACAUCGGUCAAGUGUAUAACAACAUGGGUGACUACUCGAAAGCACUUGAAUUUUACGAAAAAGAUCUCAAAAUCACGAAAAAAGCUCUGCCUUCGAAUCAUCCCGAUUUGGCUACUUCCUACAACAACAUCGCUUCGGUGUAUGAUGACAUGGGUGACUACUCGAAAGCACUUGAAUUUUACGAAAAAGAUCUCGAAAUCACGGAAAAAGCUCUGCCUGCGAAUCAUCCCGAUUUGGCUACUUCCUACAACAACAUCGGUCUAGUGUAUAAGAACAUGGGUGACUACUCGAAAGCACUUGAAUUUUACGAAAAAUCACUUAAAAUAAGAGAAAAAGCUCUGCCUUCGAAUCAUCCCAAUUUGGCUACUUCCUACGCUUGCAUCGGUGUAGUGUAUAAAAACAUGGGUGACUACUCGAAAGCACUUGAAUUUUACGAAAAAUCACUUAAAAUAAGAGAAAAUGCUUUACCUUCGAAUCAUCCCUCAUUGGGUACUUCCUACAACAAUAUCGGUUUGGCGUAUUUCGGCAAAGAUGACUACUCAAAAGCACUCUCAUUCUUAGAAAAGGCACUUUCUAUCUGGCAAAAAUCACUUCCACAUAAUCAUCCUAAUAUUAAAACAGUUACAAACUCAAUUGACAAUGUAAAAAAGAAAAUGUAA
Rotaria sordida is the source of this 1536-nucleotide messenger RNA. Lineage: Eukaryota; Metazoa; Rotifera; Eurotatoria; Philodinida; Philodinidae. The record is from the annotation of a GenBank genome assembly.